Messenger RNA from Aspergillus piperis CBS 112811, 1353 nucleotides. Its product is annotated as GFA family protein. The transcript has 3 exons. NCBI's taxonomy places the organism in Eukaryota, Fungi, Ascomycota, Eurotiomycetes, Eurotiales, Aspergillaceae. The record is from RefSeq and is a predicted model, not a curated record. Bases 474 to 965 code for a protein of 163 amino acids. Gene Ontology annotation, molecular function: carbon-sulfur lyase activity.
GUAUCUUCUAUUAUGUACCAACUUUGUCCUCGUUCUAUACCAUUAAGGAAGUUUCUCUAGUUGUACUGGAAUAGCAAAAUGCGGGGUACCCAACCGCAAAACGAUGCAACAACAACAACAACAACAUGCAGAGGUGAAAAAUGACAGACCAAUGGAUAAAGAGUAAGCGACGAUAGCUGCAUGGUAUCCAGUGCUAUCCGAGCGUCGCGGCAAAUCCAAGUUUGCAUGUGCGGAGUCAUUGACCCAGCCCCUCAUGGAUCCAGACAAUCCGAGUUUGCAUGAUAGGCCUCUUAUAUACCAAUGACGUUGUUGCAUCCGAGGCCGUUCCGGACACGGUCCUGGUAUAUAAGUAGAUAGUCGCGAUCCUUUGUCCUGUCGAACAAGAUUCGAUUACUAUCAGUAGUACAAGUCACGCUUCGCACUUGACAAUACUAUACUAUUCUCCCGAAUACGUACUUGACCACUUGACCAAUAUGCCGAUGAAACUUGAAGGCAGCUGCCAGUGUGGCAGCGUUGAAUUCACACUCGAAUCAUCGACCCCAGUUCCUUAUCAACUAUGCGCCUGUAGCAUCUGCCGGAAGGUCGGCGGAUACAGUGGCAGUGUCAAUCUGGGCGGUAUUGCCGAUAGCCUGAAGAUCAAGAAGGGAAAGGACUUGAUCAAGAAAUAUUCCGCCGUCAUGGCGAGAGGCACACCGGAUGAGAAGAUCUGUGCGUCGGAGCGGAAUUUUUGUUCCAAUUGCAGCACCAUGCUUUGGCUGUGGGAUCACCAUUGGCCGGAGCUCAUUCAUCCUUUUGCUUCGGCCAUUGACACGGAACUACCGGUCCCUGAUGAGAUGGUCUGCAUCAUGGAGAGCUCUAAGCCGGCUUGGGUGCGAUGGCCAGAGGGGAAGAAGCAGGUAUUUGAUGGUUAUCCAGAGCAUAGCUUGGAAGACUGGCACAAGAAGCACAAAUUGUUCUUCGAAUAGAUGAGACACUUUAGGUGACGAUGAUACGGAGUUUUACGAGAUGUGGACUAUGUUUACAAAAAGUGGGAGCAUUGUUUGGAAAGUUGAACUCAUUAUCAUUAUCAUUAAAGUAGCUAUCCAUAGGCGAGUGACCUGCACAAUGCAAUGUUAGCAGCUGUAUAAACAGACACUGAUGCAUAAAUGUGUAUAGGUGAGAAGUUCAGGUCUCCAAGGUGAAUCUUUGUUGUUUCGUCAAGGUGGUUCGGUAAGAACACAGCGAAUUAAGAAUUCAUCAUGCAAUAAUGAAGAAAACACGACAGGGAAUACUUACACUUUGGAAGCUUCAUAGAAAAUCUACAAGAUGUUCCCUAUUACUUUCAACAAAGUUAGCAUCACAUGCAAGACAUAG